AGAAGGACGUUGUGAAAACAUUUACAGAUUGCCUCACCCUUUACAAAGACGUACAGAACUCCCAAUCUAAAUGGAUCAUUAGUCAAGUUGUUACCAUUUUAUAUAACAUUGCCCGAAGAAAGGGCGCGAAGAUUUUUUUCUCAAUGAACAACACGUACAGUGUUAUUCAAAAUAUGGAUUUCAAAGAAAAAGCCGUAGCUAUGGAUGCAGCACUUUUACUGUUAAAUAUACAAGAGGAUUCUCCUAUAGAUACAGGGGCAUUUAAGAAUUUAAAACAUCGUCUAAAAGAAACUUUGAUUCGAGAUGUUGUAAGGAAUGAAGAGGAUCUAGGAGGAUAUUCGCGAUCUGAGCUCCUUCAAGGACUGGCAAAAUUCUUAGAACAAAAUGAGGAUGUGCUGAACGAGGUACUUCCAUUGUUUCCGCACUUAAAAGAAAUACUAACACAUAAUGAUCCUGAUGAACAAAUAUUUACGACACAAUGUUUGAGAGAACUAAGUAGAAAUAAAGAGGGAAGUGAGAAAAUCAUCACAGACGAAGAAUUAAAUGACAUGUUAAUAGAAUUAAUAAACAGCCAUAAUGGGGAUCUUUCUGCUAACGUACAUUCAGUACUUUGGAGAGCUGGACGUACAACAGGAAUAUUGCCAUCAAAAACAGAUGUUGUGCUGUCUGAUGAGUUUCCCAAGAAAUUUGAAAUUAAACCAGCGUCGUUAGGUCAAGGAGGUUUUGGUAGCGUCCAUCUUGUUGUGGAUAUAGAUCAACCAGAGGAUGAAAAAUUUGUUGCAAAGAAAACACACGCAGACCCAAAUAACCAAAAGAAGUGGAUGGAGAGCUUACAAUUAGAGGCUUCAACUCUAAUUAAACUGAAACACAAAAACAUAGUCAAGUUUCAUGGGUAUCAAAGGAAAGAAAAUAAUAUAAUCUUAUUUCUGGAGUACCUAAAAAUGGGCACCCUUUCCACGUUCAUCAAACAACACACAAGACUCAAUGAAGGUUUGACCAGACAGUUUACAAUUCAAAUUCUGGAAGGCGUAAAAUACCUACAUGAAAACAACAUCUUGCAUUUGGACAUCAAAGGUACUAAUAUUCUAAUGGUGGACGAAUCAAACAUUAAGCUAACAGACUUUGGCCUGUCGACAAUACUUAACGAGGAAGAAGGAGUUGAAGCAGAAAGGGGCACAACUCGAUAUAUGGCUCCUGAGAUGAUUAACUGCCCUGAUGGUAGAAUAUUUAAACAUUGUUGCAGCUUGGACAUUUGGAGUGUGGGAAGUACAGUUGUAGAGAUGAUAACUGGAUCACCACCAAACUCAACAACGACAUCAGUCAGGGUACUUUUUAAAAUUGCUAUGCUGCAGAGACCAAAGUAUGAGCUGUCAAUCACAGCGUCAAAAAACCUACGAGAUUUUUUAGAAAAGACAUUUACACCUGAAGCAGAACAAAGACCAUCUGCAGAAGAUUUAUUGAGAGAAGAUCCGUUUAUAACAGACGGUUUAUAAAUGAUGACUAUUAUUGUAUGAUUUGUGCUUAUUAUUACAAAUACUCUGUAGCUAUCUUUUGUGAAUAAAUAUUUGAGCUGUUCGUGGAUAUGUAAAAGUUGUAAAGAUACAAAAUAAAUCUUUAGAUAAGCAUUAAACAAGAUGAAAGUGUUAAAUAUUUAUAGUAAAUGCAAAUGUGUGCUUCAAAUUAGCCAUAUAUAAUGUAAAAAAAUAAGUUUUUUUUUAUCAGUUUACUGUCAAAAUAUAUCUUUAAUAAAAAUCAUUGUAAAACUCAUUUAGCCACAUUUUUUAACAGUUAUAUUAAAGAAAGUAUACAAUAAAAUAAAAAACAUCACUAAUUGUUGAAAACCAGCUAUGAAAUCGUGUCCGAAUAUCUUUUUUACCACAGUGUUUCUCAAUCCUAAUAAAAUGUACUAUUAGCUAUUGUGAAAAGGAAAGCAUAAUUUCCAUUGGUAUUAUAAGAAUGUUUAAAAGCCAAGACUUCAAACGCAGGAAAUUAAUUUUACAAUCUUAUUAGAGGAUUAAAAGAAAUAUUUAUGUUAAUUUUCAGGAACAAUGUUUUAUAAAUAAACGAAUUAGAAAGCGCCCGAUCUUUAGCUAUGGUUUGUAAAAUCUGAUAUUUUUUGACAAAGUAAAAAUAUUGUAGCGCAUAUAUGUUGAUUUUAGAUAUAUUGUGUAAUUAAAUCUAAACCUUAUAAAAUAUUAGUUUUUUCAAACAAAUCAGUUUAGUUGUCUAAACAUUAAGUUUGCUGCUAUUCGCCAAAUAAUCGGACCACAUUUUCUGAUACGUGAACCUGCAAUAAUCAGUUUAGUUUUCUCAACAUUAAGUUCGUUUCUAUUUGCCAAUAUAUGGGACGACAUUUUCGGAGACCUGAGUUAAUUAUUGCUAAGUAAAACUUUACGAUUUCCGACCACUGGCUUGAUUUAGUAAGACGUCGCUGAUUUCUGCCAGCUGUGAUGCACACGUGACUCAUCAUAGAAAAAGUAAUGGCGAAUACGCAUAGUGCUGACCACUUCAUCUUUUCAUUCAAAAUGUCACAGAAACUGCACUACAGACAGUCAGUUAAAAAAUUGUAACUUCAUUUUUUCUAUGAAUAACUUUAUAUUUUAAUCUACUUUACAGUUCACUUUAUGUUUACUUAUGAAUAAAAUAAUAUAGCAAAACAUAAAAUACUUAUCCAACCAAUCUAUUUUUCAACUAUAUAAGUCAACUAUAAUAAAUAAUGUUAUACAAAAAUGGUAUAUACACUAUGCAUUUUUACAUGAUUAGAUUAUAGAUCACGUACUAUAACAUCAUGAUGUUAUACACUCAAACACACGUUGUUCAGGUUUUGCUACAGAUGCUUGAAUCUGCUUUAUAAAAUAUAUUAUUUCAGUCGUUUUGUGUAAUAUAUUAUUUAUUAACAUUAUUUUGGAUAUAUUUUAUAUAUUGUAUUUUUAUUUUUAUUUUUAGAAAACAUGGUAAUACAAAUUUUAAAGUUAUGUCAGUUAAAAUAAAUUAUAUUUCAUGCAUUAUUAUCACUGUCACUAAGCAUACAAUAUUAAAAUUAAGUGUUUUAACAUAAAUAAUUACAUAUAUUAAUAACACUUUAAACUGUUUGCAAUUACUUAUUGCGUAUUAAUAUUUUCAUCUAUUUCCAUACAUUUUAACGAAUAUUAUUGUUGAUAAGCUGUAUAAAUUUUCAAAUAUUUUCAUUAAAGCCUUAGCUAAACCAGAGCCAAAUGGAAAUAGGCAUAAUGUAUUUGAAUGUAAUUAAUAAGAGGAAAAUAUAAUUUCUUACUCAAGGUUUUAAGGUUGGAGAUAUGUGGGAGG
Physella acuta is the source of this 3306-nucleotide messenger RNA. RefSeq names its product mitogen-activated protein kinase kinase kinase 3. The record is from RefSeq and is a predicted model, not a curated record. Gene Ontology annotation, biological process: protein phosphorylation. NCBI's taxonomy places the organism in Eukaryota, Metazoa, Mollusca, Gastropoda, Physidae. Gene Ontology annotation, molecular function: protein kinase activity; ATP binding.